Molecule: messenger RNA, 945 nt
Organism: Raphanus sativus (radish)
Lineage: Eukaryota; Viridiplantae; Streptophyta; Magnoliopsida; Brassicales; Brassicaceae
Product: protein FANTASTIC FOUR 3
Exons: 1
Coding region: 179-796 (205 amino acids)
Source: RefSeq, a predicted model, not a curated record
AUUCCAUUUGAACAUUUGAAUAUAACAAAUCUUUUUAAUCAUUUUAUUCGAGUAUUUUUCCUCCUAACGAAUAUAUAUUUGACAAUACCAUCUUCUCCUUCAUGCCCAUCUCGUGUCCUCUCUCUUUCUCCCCCAACCUCAGAAACAAAACCGAGAACCAAACACAAAGAAGAGAGCAAUGGCAGCUUAUAGAAGCUUUCAUCAAAUAUUCGAGAGCCAAAGACAAGACAAGGCUCCAAAGUCGCUUCUUGAUACUCUGAUCUCCUCUUCUUCACCCUGGAACCCGCUCCCAAUCAAAGGGCUCCACGUCACCGACCACAACGAAACGCCACCUUUUACAGAGAUAUUCGGUGAGCUCCACUUCAGGGAAUCAGCUCAUUCUUCUUUCGAGAAAACCUCAUCAGAGAACAGUAGCUUGCAGCUGUGUACUGAAGGUCUAGGGUCAGAGAGCUAUUACGACUUGGAAGAUGGGAAAGUCAACUGUGACGGUAACGGAGAAGAAGAUGAUAAUCAUGAGACCGAAGUGAUGAAGGGUAAAGAUAACGGAAGCAGCAAUGAGGAGUGUGGACCAUGGAGGAAAGAACGGAGAGAGUAUCCUCCACCGAUGACAAGGAUGAGUUUCAAGACGUAUAGAGAAGAAGGGAGGCUUGUGUUGGAAGAAGUUAGAAUUCCAAAGAGAGAGUUUCUUCUAGCCAGCCGUGAAGACGGUAGACUCAAGCUGAAGUUGGUUCAACCAGAGGAUGAGGAUGAAGAUGAGGACGAGUACGAAGAAGAGAAGAAAGAUAAACUGGUUUGACUGAUUAUCUGCGAAAUAAUUUUGCUGAUUAUGUGGAAGUUAAUCCGCUAUUCCAUACUAUUAAUGACAAUUAUGAUUGUUAGAACCUUCUUUAGCAUUCAAGAAGGAUUUUGUAGUUAAAUUAAGCUUAUAUCUCUAAAUCACUACCA